This is a messenger RNA of Mya arenaria, 6765 nucleotides long. RefSeq names its product leucine-rich repeat-containing protein 7-like. Gene Ontology annotation, cellular component: postsynaptic density; adherens junction; postsynaptic membrane. NCBI's taxonomy places the organism in Eukaryota, Metazoa, Mollusca, Bivalvia, Myida, Myidae. The transcript has 23 exons. Gene Ontology annotation, biological process: neurotransmitter receptor transport postsynaptic membrane to endosome; neurotransmitter receptor transport, endosome to postsynaptic membrane. Gene Ontology annotation, molecular function: protein binding. Bases 464 to 4276 code for a protein of 1270 amino acids. The record is from RefSeq and is a predicted model, not a curated record.
GUUAUAGAUAAGCGUAGUGUCUCGUACAUAGCCAGAGCAAACUGUCACCGUGAUUGUGUACACAUUCUAUCAGGAGAGUCCUGUGCAUGUGCUUAUUGAUCACAAAUUACAAAAUUACGUUAUAAUAUUGAAAUCUUAUACGACGGAGUAUGUCAUUCUCAGUUUACUUAUUAGGGCGAAAAUUGAAAAGUUAGUUAAUUGUUAUUGUGAAAAACAGGAUUUAUUGUGUAGUUAUAAUUUUGGAAGAAUUUUAUCUGUGAAAUUAUGAUUUAUCAAAGUUUGGAUAUUGGAGUGGCUUGUUAAUAUUAAUAAUAAUGAAGAAUUAAGGAAGAAAUUGGAUAUCUGUGUGGGUUAAAUUUAUUUUAUGGUUUAAUGUUUAGUUUCGAGUUGGAUUAUCUAAGUUUUGAGUACAUUGUGAAAUAAAGCCAAUUAAUUCAUGGAUUUGAAUACAAAAGGAUGAGUGAUGGCAAAGUUUGUGAAGAAGUGCCCGUGUCUGCGGCCAAAGAUCGAGGAAGAUGUGCGCUUGCUCGACUACCGUCACUGCAGUCUGCAUGACGUCCCUGGGGAGGUGUUCAACUUUGAACGUACGCUCGAGGAGUUGCUUGUCGACUCCAACCAGAUACAGGAUCUACCCAGGGAGCUGUUUUACUGCCAUGGUCUGCGGAAGUUAAGCCUGAGUGACAAUGAGAUCAAACAGAUCCCCGCAGCCAUUGGACACCUUAUCAGUCUGGAAAAACUAGACCUCAGCAAAAAUGGUGUGAUUGACAUCCCGGAGAACAUCAAAACCUGCAAGUACCUGCAGAUCGUCGAUGCCAGCGUCAACCCCCUCGGAAAGUUGCCAGAGGGGUUUGCCCAGUUGCCAAACCUGACACAGCUCUACCUGAAUGACACCUUCCUGGAUUACCUGCCUGGAAACUUUGGCAGGCUGACGAAGUUGAAAAUUCUGGAGAUCCGCGAGAAUCACCUGAAGACGCUGCCCAAGUCCUUCUCCCGGCUCGUGGAACUGGAGAAACUCGAUAUUGGUCACAACGAGUUCACAGAACUGCCUGAUGUGAUAGGAAGCCUGUCAGCGCUGCUGGAGCUAUGGUGUGACCACAACCAGAUACAGUCUAUUACACCGACCAUAGGAAACCUGAAGCAGCUGAUGUUUUUUGAUGGCUGCAAGAACUGCCUGCAGAGCCUGCCCCCGGAGAUAGAAGGCUGCGUUUCAUUGGCUGACCUCCAUCUGACAACCAAUCAGAUCACAACUUUCCCUGACUCCAUCUGUAACCUUAGCAACCUGACUACACUCAAAGCAGACGACAACUGUCUCACAUGUUUACCAGAUAACAUGGGGGAACUUCAGUCCCUGUCUGAACUGAAUGUGAGCGCCAACACUCUGACAGAGUUACCCUCCACUCUGGGCCUGUUGAGAUACCUCCGAACCUUGUACGCUGAUGACAAUGAUCUCACAUAUCUUCCUGCUGAGCUGGGCAGCUGUAGUGGUAUAACAGUGCUGUCUCUGCGUAGUAACAAGCUGACAUAUGUGCCGGACGAACUGGGCCGUAUUCCCCGUCUCCGUGUCCUCAACCUGAGCACCAACCAGCUUGAGUGUCUGCCUUUCACCAUCACCAAGUGUAAGGAGCUUCAGGCUCUUUGGCUCUCGGAAAACCAGACACGCCCACUGGUUCCUCUGCAAUCAGACCAUGAGCCUGUGACCGGUAGGAAGAUCCUCACUUGCUAUCUCCUUCCACAGAGACCCCCGCAGGACUCUGGGGAGGGUGGUGACACGGAUAGUUUCCACGCAUCCAUGUGGGACGAGGAGCGCAGAGACAGACAACAGAUACACUUUGAGUUCGGGGAUGAAUCAGAUGUCGAUGGAAGCCUUAUUAGGCAGCCCACUCCAUAUCCAAAAGAAAUGCGGGAGAAGGCUCGGCAUCUGAAGAACUUGGCAAUGCGCCAGAAGAUGAGCAGCGGUGUCAGUCAGCAAGGGGAGGACAACGCUGCUUAUGAAAAGCGCCAAUAUAAACCAUUGUCUCCGUCGAUGGAGCGACUGAUGGUGACAAGGGAUGCGGACAUCACGGAUGGACGUCGGAGGGACACGGUGAGCAACAACCCUGGGUCUCCGUCCAUAGAUGACCCAUACUCUCUCAUCAAGUAUGAUAAGGAGAAGCAUGUGCGGGACAAGGCUCGCAUGCAGAAUCACCAUAGCAACGAGGAGGAGCGACAGUUGGGCCGGAGACACAGUCGAGGAGACGUCUCCCCUUCCUCUGAUAUCAGCUCACGGAGAGGCAAGGAGAGGAAGCCAAGGCCCCACUCGGCAGUAAAUCUCAAUGACGAUGACGGGGGUUUCCAGUCAGCCCGCGGGGCGGUUGGUGGUUCCCUUGGCUCCGUCCCAGAUCUCCCCGCCGCAGCGGAGGAGCACAGACCUGUGUCCACCAGACAGAAGUUCACCUACUGCUCACCUGAGGAGCUGUCAACCAGUAUCAACAAUAGGUCUGAUCAUCGUCAUGGCAAUCACCCGAGGUCUCAUCGUCAUCGAAAGAUGCGAGAGUAUGACUCUGACACUGGUUACCGUAGCGAUCAGGAGAUGAUGAAGUUUCGUCGACAACAGCAGCAGAUGUACCAGCGAUAUGGUGAUAAUUACAGUGAAAUAGUGCCUGUGACUCGCUCAAAAAGCCACCGUAGGGACGGUGGUUAUUCUAGUGAUCUUGAAGGCUAUUCACAAAGGUCUAUGGUGGCUGCCUAUCGGGAACAAAAUACUCAGGAACAUACAUUCAGUAAAACGCCUAUGCAUCAAACAAACAAUACAUCUAGGUCACAAAGUAAUCAAAACAUUGCUGUGAGAAACGAUGAACUGUAUGACUUGAAUCCCAUGCAACCGGGAACCAGUCAGUAUCCGCCCAGCCCGAGCCCUCUGCAGCGCCGGAAUGUGGUGGACCAGUCUACUCCACUCACCCCCACCUCAACUAGAAGGGAGGUUAGGCCUGGGGGUGGGGCAGAGACUGAGUGGAAGAAGGACUUGUUCAAUGUGUCUGGUCAGCUGCAGAACGUCACAUUGGCAGAUCCAGAAAACAGAUACAUGCCAAAUCCACAAGGAAACCCUCAGGUGACCAGUAAUGGUAGAGAGGAUUCUCGCCCUGUUCCCCCUUACAAGCCUGCCCCACCCUACCAAUCCCCAGGGCAGAGGCAACUUCCCCCCACCCCCAGCAGAACUUCGCCUUAUGGAAUGUCUCCAUAUGAUAAUCGCCCAAGGGCCUCUCCAAUGAAAGACUUCCAACAGAGGAUGCCCGAUAUCCAGGAACUCAGGGACAGCAAAAGUGAUCUCUCUAUAAAUAGGUCAAGGUCACAAUUGACAUUUCAAAAUGGCGGUGACCUUGACUCCCAAAGCUUCAGGAGUAGUGAUAACAGUGGAAACUAUAUAGAUAUACAAAACAUUAACAGUGACUCUCCACAUACUCCAAGGUCAAAACUUGCCAAUGUGAAUUCAAGGUCAUUUCAGGGUCAUCACCAAGGUGAAGUGACACCUGCCUCAUCCAAAGACUCUGGUAACUAUAGUUACCAUGAUAGGACUAUUGGGGAUUCCCCGGUGAAUAUUAGGAAUUCCCCUCUGUCAUCAGUGCAGGAGAGAAGAAAUUCCAGGAAUUCCCCAUUUGACUUUAACCAAGAUCCUAGAAGAACUUUCGACAGAUAUGAUAGCUCGUAUCAAGAGCCACCCAGUGUGGAUAUUCCAACUCGCUAUGAGGAUAUAGCAAUAUUUAAAAACACUGAACCCCAUUCUCAGGUGUCAAGUUCAACAGACAGUGGUUAUGGGCACAAUAUCAUAGAGAGAAUGCUGGAGUCACAAAAAUUCUCAGGACAUUCCAAGGGGUCUGCAUCGCCAGAUCAGUUCAAUUCCGAUUCCAACUGUACAAGCUCAUCGCACCAUGAAACUGGCAGCCAGCUCUCAAGGGGAGCAACUCCGGUAAACCAUGCGGACAGAUCCCGGGAGUCUGAUGAUAUGGGCAAUAGAAUAGAUAGGUUUCGUGUGAAAAUAACAAAGAAUCCAGGGUUAGGAUUCAGCAUCGCGGGGGGAGUGGGGGCCUAUGGCAACCCAUUCCGUGCCAACGACUUGGGUAUAUUUGUGACGAAGGUUCAGCCUGGUGGGCCAGCGUCUACUUACCUACAGCGGGGAGACAAACUCCUCGAGGUCAAUGGAACAGACUUCACAGAGAUAGAGCACAACAAGGCAGUUAAUCUCUUAAAGACUACCGGCAGCACAGUCGCGUUAUAUGUGGAAAGGGAGGCAACCAGCUGACAGGAGGAGCAGCAAGCUGUUACCUGGAUUUAGGCAGCACUGUGUUACCUCCCUUAGAUCACAAUACACCAUUGAAUAAAACAAUUGGUUCAACGUCUGAAAAAGUAGUAGAAUAGUUCAAUAAGGGUUAAUUCAGAAAAAAAGUUUUUGUUUAGAAAACAAAGAUCUUGAACAGAUCAUGAUAAAAAUUAUUUUGUUUCAGAAAAUGAUGAAUUUGUUACAAGUAAUGUUGUUUUUUGAUAAAUGCAGGUAUGUUUUGUGGUCGAAGGAGGUGCAUGUGGUGUCUAUAUUUGGUAAGGCUUGCUGCGGGUCAGAUCAUCUGUUCGUCUCUCAGUGUACAUAUCACAUCAAUCACGCGUAUACAUCACACUGUACAUACAUGUCUCACAAAUGUGCUGGUCAGAACUGUGCUGUUCAUUCAAUGGUAGGGAUAAUACAUGUGUAUUAGUUUAAAAUUUGUAUAUUGAAGAAAUGGCAUGCAUAAUUUAUUGCCAGGAAAUAUCACCAAUGGCAAGAAAUUAUUACUCGUACUUGAAAUAACUAUUUCUGUAAGAUUUUUAUAUCCCAUUUCGAAUACCUGUAAUUUUGUUAAAAUGUUCAUAUUUCAUUAGAAUUGAGAAGAUUUUUCUUGGAGAUCUUUUCAACUUAUCAUUUAUUUUUUUCAAAAAUCAGUAAAAAUUUUGAAGUUGUUUGUUUCCAAUAAUAUAUACUGAUGUUAUGAUCUCUGCAAUGCAUUUUGUUCCGCUAUGUGUUUUAUGGUUGUAUUGUGUAUAUAAUUUUAUAUUGUGAUACAUUAAACUGUACAUUGAUUCAUUUUAUUUAUUUUUGUGACUGAAUGUUAGUGUCUCAAGUUCCAUGCACAGGCCAGUAACUACUCAAUCAUUCUUUACGCAGCAGUGUAACACACACACUUAAAAUAUGUCAAUAAACAAUGGCAACCUACCAAUUCUAAACAUAAAAAAAUGUUAGCAGAUAGACUAAGUGUCAAGUAAAGUUAGUUUCUUCCUGUUUCAUAACAAAUUUCAUUUGUGUUUUUUACUUUUAUUAAGAUAUUUUUUGUAUUUGUUCAAAGUGUUCAUCACAGUAGUAUGUUGUCAAGUUUCAGCAUAAGUAGAAUGGUGCUAGUUCAGGUUUAAUUUAUGAAAUGCAUUAUAGACAAAAGUAAUCAAGACAUAGCUAUUUUUAUGAUGUACAAUGUAUUAAUAUAGUUAUAACAAGUCUGUGGUAUAAGUGAUUUGUUCAAAUGAAUUUUAAAGGUAAAGUGAUUUCAGUUGAAUUUUUUUUUUAAAUGAUUAUACUAUGAAAAUAAUACUAAAACUUAUUUUGUAAAUGUUAUUACCUUGUCUGUUUUUUUUUUCGUAAAAAAAAAUAGUUACGAAUUUGUGACAAUCUUGGUGUUGUUGUGAGUGGAAGCAUCAUUGUGCAUUAUUUUAAAGGCGACCAUAAUUAAAACAUUAUUUGAAUACAAUUUGGUACACAUGUUGGCAGAGACAAUAUGCACAUGUAUUAUUCAGUAUAGCAAGGCCCGUAACUCUAGAAUUCAAAAUUGUUGAAUUAUGCCCCUUUUUCCGUUGGGAAAAAAACAACAGAUGAGCAUUAGCAUUCACUAUGCUGCACUCUUGUAAUAAUUGGACUGUGCUGUAAGGAAUCUCAUUUAUUCCGUCCGUAUCUCUGCAUUGUAAUGAACUAUUAUGCAAUUCUGUCAUUUCAACCUAUGCAUUGUCUGACCCAUAAUUAUUGACAGACAGACAUAUUUAUAUGACACAGAUAUAAAAAAAAACAUGAUGCUAUAAUCAUGUUUGAACAAUCUUGUUGUUGGAAGACAAUAAAGAUUAAACAUAUAAACAUAAAUUAUAUUCUUUACAUGCAUGUUAAUCUAAUGAAACGCUUAAAAAGACUUGCUUUAUUACAUUAGUUGUGUUACUGCUGAUUAUUCUUUUAUUAUUUUUAUUUCCCCUCUUCAUCACAAAAUCCCAUACCUGUACAUUUUACGUCAUCAGUCGUGUACAUACUACAUGUACAUUUUUUGAGGCAGCAUUCUUGUUAAUAUUGUUCUUAUCUUAUAAAUUAAAAUUUGUGCUUCCUGUACAUUUAUAUUGUUAUUUUAUUUGGUGCCAUUCCGUUUCCGUCAAUUUUCAACAUUCUUUAAAUGAAGCAUUUAUUUAAUCGACUAAUUUAAGUGUUGUCUUAUUUUAUAACCAUUCCGUUUCCGUCAAUUUUCAACAUUCUUUAAAUGAAGCAUUUAUUUAAUCGAUUAAUUUAAGUGUUGUCUUAUUUUAUAAUCAGGUAUUUAUAAAUGUAAUGAAUACAAAGGAAUUUAAAGCCUUCAGUUUUCAAAAUGUUUUAAAAAGAUAUGAAAAUCCAAAUCUACUGUAUUUCUUUUUUUGCAUCUUCAAUCAUCUCACUCCUUAAGUGAGUUGACUGUUUUAUAAACCAAGAUAUUUUAAUUGAUGUCAUGCAUAACAAUGAAAAUAAAUGGAAACAAUGAA